CCCUGAGUCUUUCGGGUUGGGUGGAGGACGCGGCUGCUGCCUCUCGGCUCUGAUCCACGCCGCAGAUUCCAGGAUUCUACAAGCAGGAGAUAUCUUAGAAAUCAGGGCUGGGCAGGCAGGAGCCAGGAAAGUAGCCACAAUGACUUCAACAGUACUGGUGGACAUACAGGAAGAGGUGACCUGCCCCAUCUGCCUGGAGCUUCUGACAGAACCCCUGAGCUUAGACUGUGGCCACAGCUUCUGCCAAGCCUGCCUCACACCGAACAGCAGGGAAUCAAUGAUUGGUCAAGAAGGGGAAAGAAGGUGCCCUGUGUGUCAGUCCAGCUACCAGCUUGGGAACCUGCGGCCUAAUCGACACCUGGCCAACAUAGCGGGGAGGCUCAGAGAGGUGGUGUUGGGCGCUGGGAAGCAGCUGAAAGCAGUUCUUUGUGCAGACCAUGGAGAAAAGCUGCAGCUCUUCUGUAAGGAUGAUGGGAAGGUCAUUUGUUGGCUUUGUGAACGGUCUGAGGAGCACCGUGGUCACCACACGUUCCUCAUGGAGGAGGUUGCCCAGGAGUACCAGGAGAAGUUUCAGGAGUCUCUAAAGAAGCUGAAGCAAGAGCAGCAAGAAGCUGAGAAGCUAACAGCUUUUAUCAGAGAGAAGAGGACGACCUGGAAGAAUCAGAUGGAGCCUGAGAGGUACCGGAUCCAGACAGAGUUUAAUCAGCUGCGAAACAUCCUAGACAGAGCGGAGCAGCGGGAGCUGAAAAAGCUGGAGGAGGAAGAGAAGAAGGGGCUGCGUAUUAUAGAAGAGGCUGAGAAUGACCUGGUCCACCAGAGCCAGUCGCUGAGAGAGCUCAUCUCCGAUCUGGAGCGUCGAUGUCAGGGGUCAACAAUGGAGCUGCUGCAGGAUGCGAGAGAUGUCACAGAAAGGAGUGAGUUCUGGACCCUGAGGAAGCCAGAAGCUCUCCCUACAAGGCUGAGAAGUAUGUUUCGAGCCCCAGAUCUGAAAAAGAUGCUGCGAGUGUUUAGAGAGCUGACAGAUGUCCAAAGCUACUGGGUGGACGUGACUCUGAAUCCGCACACAGCUAAUUUAAAUCUUGUCCUGGCUAAAAACCUUAGACAGGUGAGGUUUGUGGGAGCUAAAGUAUCUGGACCUUCCUGUCUGGAAAAGCAUCAUGACUGUAGUGUCCUGGGCUCCCAGCACUUCUCCUCUGGAAAGCAUUACUGGGAGGUAGAUGUGGCUAAGAAGACUGCCUGGAUCCUGGGUGUAUGCAGCAAUUCAGUGAGACCUGCAUUCUCUUUCAACCAGUAUGCUAAAAAUCACACUGCUUAUUCCAGAUACCAGCCUCAGAGUGGAUACUGGGUCAUUGGGUUACAGCAUAAACAUGAAUAUAGGGCCUAUGAGGAUUCUUCCCCUUCCCUGCUCCUCUCCAUGACAGUGCCCCCUCGCCGUGUUGGGGUUUUUUUAGAUUAUGAGGCUGGCACUGUCUCCUUUUAUAAUGUCACAAACAAUGGCUUCCCCAUCUACACUUUCUCUAAAUAUUACUUUCCCACCACUCUUUGUCCAUAUUUUAAUCCUUGCAACUGUGUGAUUCCUAUGACCCUGCGUCAUCCAAACUCUUGAAUAUUCUUCUGUUCUCACCCACUUCUGAUAAGUACCCUGAGGCUAAUCAGCAUGCGGUUCUCUCUUCUGAUCUGAUUUUCUGUGUUCUCAAUUCUUUUGUUGUUUUGUUUUGUUUUUUGAGGUAGCGUCUUGCUCUGUUCCCCACGAUGGAGUGCAGCAGCAAGAUCUUGACUCAUUGCAACUGCUGCCUCCUGGGUUCAAGCGAACCUCCUGCCUCAGCAUCCCAGGUAGCUGGGAUUACAGGCACCCACCAUCACACCCAACUAAUUUUUAUAUCUCUGUAGAGAUGGGGUUUCACCGUGUUGGCCAGGCUGAUAUAGAACUCCUGACCGCAAGUGAUCCACCCACCUCAGCCUCCCAAAGUGCUGGGAUUACAGGCCUGAGCCACUGUGCCCCACCAAUUCUUUUGUUUUAAACAUUUGCUCAAUACUAGGAUGCACCUAAGUGGUGAGAGUAAACAUCUUUGACUGAUGACAGGUCUUCAGGUGGAUAGCGGGCGCUUCCAGCAUUUUGCAUAGUGUUAAGCAUAAUAUUUGAUGCAGGUUUUUUUUGGUUAAUGCAGGGGAUCAAAGUUCGGAAGUUCCGAUCUGUUAAUUUGCUACUGGUUUUUGUAUAAAAUGAAAAAUUGUAUUCAACCAAUGUCUUUUCUGUAAAUUAUUGAGAUAAUUGUUUAUCAUUUUUAUUCUGUUAAUGUGGCUUAGUACACUGAUUUAUUUCAAUUUGUUGUAUCUGCCACAAAUUGCUGACAUACAUCAUUAUUUGUUGUAUGCAAUACUGGAUUUAUUUUGCUAAUAUAUUGUUUAGAUUUUGUUUUCAUCUAUGUUAAUGAAAGAAAUUGGCCUGUAUUUUUACAUUCUUGUAAUACCUUUGCCAGGUUCUAUAAAAUUCAGUAAUAAGCAAAUAAAAUACCAUGUUUUUGUAUACAUAUAUGUAGGAUUGAGCUCUAAAACCAAAACAUUAUAAUUGUUAUUUGGGUAGCUUCCAACUCAGAUUGAAGCGAUUGUAACUCAUCUUUACUACAGUCUUCACUGCAACCUUCAGCCUUUCUCUUUACAUUUAAAAGUAGCAAUAGAAUAACAAAGAAAUAUAUCUUUCAAAUUAAUUGAAAUAAUAAUAAAAAGAUAGUGGGGAGAGAAAAAUCAUCCAAUGCUUAUUUUUCUCUCAGAAUAGAAAGAAAAUAAAGAGAAAAUAUGAUUAAUAUAAAGCACUUACCGGAAGAGGAUGAUUUCCUCCAGCUUUUCCACACUCUGUGCUUAGGAACAGACAGCUGGUGAGUGAGCUGCUGUGACUUUGGUAGGGAGGUGCAGUAUGUUUCUUGAGCCAUGUAUGAAAGAAAUUAUGAGGUACAUGUGAAGUAGGAACAAACAUCAGGGAGGAGCAUGGUACUGGCUGUCCCAUAUGGUGUCCAAGAGCCACCAAUGCCUAUGGAGGACUUCACAUAUGACUAGUCGGAACUGAGCUGUGCUCACAGUAUAAAAUUCACGCCAGAUUUUAAAUACCUCCUUCAAAAUAUGAUGUAAAAUGUCUCACUGGUAACUUUUUCUUUGUGUAUUACAAUGAUAAUAUUUUAGAUCUAUUGGAUUAAAAUAUGUUAUUC
Messenger RNA from Callithrix jacchus (white-tufted-ear marmoset), 3203 nucleotides. RefSeq names its product tripartite motif containing 6 (gene TRIM6). Gene Ontology annotation, molecular function: zinc ion binding; protein binding. NCBI's taxonomy places the organism in Eukaryota, Metazoa, Chordata, Mammalia, Primates, Cebidae. The record is from RefSeq and is a predicted model, not a curated record.